Iphiclides podalirius (scarce swallowtail) is the source of this 837-nucleotide messenger RNA. Lineage: Eukaryota; Metazoa; Arthropoda; Insecta; Lepidoptera; Papilionidae. The record is from the annotation of a GenBank genome assembly.
AUGCCUUUGCCUCCUGCGCUAGCUGCUCGACUUGCAAAAAGGGGCAUUUUAAAAGUUAACCCCAACGGCGAGUCUAUUAACAACCAAGUUCAAGUUCAAGCAAAUGAAGAGAUUAUAGCAGAAGAUUACGAUAAUAAACCAGAAGAACAUAAUGCAAAAGAACAUUUUUGGGAAGGGAUAGAAGGUGUUAAUGUUGACCCGAUUAAAGGUCAUCGUGGUUGCCCAAACAAAAGUAACAUCUAUCAUGAAUGUUCUAAAUUUUGUGUGAAAACGUGGAAACAAGGUAAACUGGUACCAAAUGAAGUGUAUAUGGAAAAUAAGAAAAAAGCGUUAGAGCUUUGGCCUUUACCUCCAGGGUGGGAAGAGGUAUAUGACGAAGGUACUGGACAACAUUAUUUUUGGAAUGUCCAUAACAAUUUGGUAUCUUGGUUGCCACCUGCACAUCCACAAGCAGUGACUUCUGAAAGUGCUGCACACUUACGAGAAGAGAGAUUAUUGAAAGAAGGUGAUGAGAGUGAUGAUAGUAGUGAAGCAUCUGAUCAAGAAGUUCCACAGCAGCAUACAAAAGAAAAGCGACAUGAUCGCAGAGAAAAAAGUAGGGAACUAGUGCAUCAUAGAGAUAAGAAAAGACAAAGAGUUAAGGACAAUGAUUUGGAUCCAAUGGAUCCUGCUUCUUAUUCAGAUAUACCAAGGGGUAAUUGGACGUCCGGUUUAGAUAAUCAUACCAAAACUGGAGUUGAUACAACAGCAUCAGGAUCAUUAUACCAAAUGAGGCCAUAUCCUGCACCAGGUGCUAUACUAGCAGCUAAUGCUAAAGGCUCACCACCUCCAUCUCCA